AUGGUUGUAACAGUAUCUGAGUCCUCAGACGAUUUCGGGAUUUUUGAUCAACCCACAAGCCCCGAGGAAGAUCCUGACGAAAUGGGGAUACAAAGAAAACCUCAGAAAAGCUUGCUGGAGCUGAUGAAAGGUCAGCCGGGAAAGAAUGUGCCUGCAAAAACAAUACCAUCCCAAGCUUCAUCUCUUCCAACUAGGUCUCCUCCUCCUGCUCCUCGCCAACCUCCUCGGUCAUCACCACAACCAGCGCUUCCUAACGCUGCCGAGCAGAAAAGGCGUAGGGAACAGAAGGGUAAGGAUGUGGUAGACACGAGCAAGUCUCGUCCAAAUCGAGAGGAGAAGGCCCAACGAGCUGCAAAGCAGCAAAAGACCAAGCACCAAGCCGCGCGGGACCAAGACAAAUCUAAUUCCCAAUAUCCUGAACCACGAAUCAUCCAAGAUACUUUCAAGCUAGAUGAGAUGCUCAACGCCUGUUUCGAUCAGCUAGAUGACGAAAGAAAAAGACGGGUAACGGCUGUACAGACCUUGUCCAAAUUUGAACAGGACUUGGCCGAUGCGAAGAAAAAUCUACAGGUCGAAGAGCAAGCUCGCAAGAGUGCCGAGUCGGCAUUAGAAGGCUACCAGAAGCAGGCCGAGGACCAGGGGAGACUUCUGCGUGAGGCGAAUGCCGAGCUAAAGAAGACUCAGGAGCAAGCUCUAGUUCUCAGGAAGCACUUGGAGGAAACUUAA
Molecule: messenger RNA, 726 nt
Organism: Quercus lobata
Lineage: Eukaryota; Viridiplantae; Streptophyta; Magnoliopsida; Fagales; Fagaceae
Product: chromo domain-containing protein cec-1-like
Exons: 2
Coding region: 1-726 (241 amino acids)
Source: RefSeq, a predicted model, not a curated record